AGAGAAAAGAAUAAACAAGGUCUAAAAAAUGGCGGGAGGGAAGCUGAAGUGGUAUUUCUAGGUUUUACGAAAGGAAAAUUUCAUUUCGAGAACUGCUCUUCAAAUUGCUCUCGAUCAGUUACCUGAUGCUCUUGUAGGGUUUGAAUAUUCUUCACUUGUAGUGUUACAGACGGAGAACGAUGUAUGGAAGUCAAUUCGACGGUAACGCCGCCUUCUCCGGUGGCGGAUUCAUGCCAUCUCAGACCACCCAGGCCCCUGAUCAUUCAUUCUCUCCCGCAAAGAAUCGAGAUGUCCAGGCAUUGCUUCCAUUAACAGUGAAGCAGAUAAACGACGCAUUUCUGUCUAGUGAUGAUAAAUCAAAUUUUGUUAUUGAUGGUGUUGAUGUUAAUAAUGUUAAGCUCGUAGGGAUGGUGCGCAAUAGAGCAGGAAGAAUUACUGAUGUGACUUUUGCACUGGACGAUGGCACUGGAUGGAUUGACUGUAGCAAAUGGGUCAAUGAAGCUGCAGAUUCAAAUGAAGUUGAGGGAAUAUUGGAUGGCAUGUACGUCCGAGUCCAUGGCCACUUAAAGAGCUUCCAGGGUAAAAGAACUUUGAAUGUCUUUUCUAUCAGGCCUGUGACAGACUAUAAUGAGAUCACAAGUCACUUCAUCGAGUCCAUAUAUGUUCAUUUUUACAACACCAGAUUACGGAAACAACAAGGUAGUAGUAUCACUCAGCCACAGAUGGCAAAUUUAUCUAAUACGCCUAUGAAAGGAUAUCAAGCUCCUAUGUCAAAUCAGUACACUGGUCAAGCAGGCGGUGAUGGUUGGAAGAGCCUUGAGCAGAUGGUCUUAGAUUUCUUGCAACUUCCUUCAUGCGAUUCUGAGAGGGGCGCACACCGUGAUGUCAUUGCUCAACAGCUCAAAGUUCCACUGGAAAAGCUCAUUCCAGCGAUGAAAAAUCUAGAAGAGGAAGGCCUAAUCUACUCAACAACUGAUGAUUACCACUUCAAGUCAACCGCCAACGGCUGACGUUUCUAUUAUGGUAACCAAUGAAUUGAAGGCAAGUUUAUUUCCUGCGGUUCUUUCGUUUCAUCUAUAGUUUAAGCUGGGAAAAUCUUUGUAGUCAAAAUAGGAUCCGUGCAACGUCUGUUUUAGCUUCUAUAACAGCGAUACAAAAAAGAAGGAAAAAUGAAAACAAAAGCCCACAUGGCCGUGGCUUGUUGAAACUAUUGUUAUGAUGUUUGUUUCUACUGUGCAACAUAUUUUGGGGUGUGCUACAGUACAGGGUGCAUGGAGAGGUGGAUUUGGCUGACUCCAGCAAUUCUUUCC
Benincasa hispida (wax gourd) is the source of this 1310-nucleotide messenger RNA. It is a transcript of the gene RPA32B, whose product is annotated as Replication protein A, subunit RPA32. The record is from RefSeq and is a predicted model, not a curated record. Lineage: Eukaryota; Viridiplantae; Streptophyta; Magnoliopsida; Cucurbitales; Cucurbitaceae. Gene Ontology annotation, cellular component: nucleus; chromosome, telomeric region; DNA replication factor A complex. Gene Ontology annotation, biological process: DNA replication; nucleotide-excision repair; double-strand break repair via homologous recombination. Gene Ontology annotation, molecular function: single-stranded DNA binding.